GGGCCGGCAUCGAGACAAGUUUACGGGGCUUCCAGACCACGACCUGAUGGGGCGGUUCCCUGUUCUCUUUGUCGAUCACAGAGAAAACUUGAUUUCGUUUUCUUUGUUCCUUACACUACAGGAGACGAGAAAAUUCAUCGCAUGUUGUUCGUCAAGUUCCGUUAGCGUCGGGAUGCUGGACGGCGUUCUGGGUCCACGCUUUACACGUACUACUUGGGCUAUGUGUAAUUAUCAAAUGAAAUUACAUGCAUCGAGAAAUAUUUAUUGGCAUCACGACUCAUGCGGCCACGGCAGUUAUUGGGAGCUUAACACGUUUUCGUCAACCAUCAGUGGCUUGCUUAUACGGAUGCGACUUCGACGCCAAAAGAACGGUGCGGUUUGGCUUAACCGCCAGUUCCUGGGACGGACAUUUCUCACCAAGCUGGAACUUCAGGCGAGACCGUUUUAUCCCGACGUUUACACGAAUUGGCCGAGUUCAAGGUCACAAUCCGGAAGAAUUCUGUCCAAGAAGCAACGGUGAACUGAGAUCGUAAGCGUCGUAGGAGUCAUCCGAAAAUAGGGUCCAGCGGGAUUCCCCUCGCCGCGAUCCAUCGGAAUACCAGAAAGGGAAACCUGGAGGAAAAAAAAGAAGAAGAAAAAAAGGUAAUCGUGAAUGAAUGACGAGGCAUUCCAAGAAAUACGGCAGCC
Messenger RNA from Sodiomyces alkalinus F11, 687 nucleotides. RefSeq lists its product as hypothetical. Bases 47 to 520 code for a protein of 157 amino acids. The record is from RefSeq and is a predicted model, not a curated record. Lineage: Eukaryota; Fungi; Ascomycota; Sordariomycetes; Glomerellales; Plectosphaerellaceae. The transcript has a single exon.